Messenger RNA from Wasmannia auropunctata (little fire ant), 2574 nucleotides. Its product is annotated as carboxylesterase 5A-like. The record is from RefSeq and is a predicted model, not a curated record. Gene Ontology annotation, biological process: modulation of chemical synaptic transmission; synaptic vesicle endocytosis; chemical synaptic transmission. Lineage: Eukaryota; Metazoa; Arthropoda; Insecta; Hymenoptera; Formicidae. Gene Ontology annotation, molecular function: signaling receptor activity; neurexin family protein binding. Gene Ontology annotation, cellular component: cell surface; postsynaptic membrane; synapse. The transcript has 5 exons. Bases 99 to 1988 code for a protein of 629 amino acids.
AAGGCGAAAACGUAGGGAGUCACGCGAAGCAAAUCCCUGGAGGUGGCUCGAGGAACCGACGCGGUACGUUCCCUGGCGGACUCUAGUCAGUCUGCAGGAUGAGGCGCGCGACGUGGCUGCUUUUUGCGUCUACCCUGCUUCUCGUCCAGUGGACCCACGUUAGCCGCGCUCAGAGGACCUCUGCGCGACAGGGUGUCAGUCGCGAGAACCCGACCGUUAACAUACCGGGUCAGGGAACCGUCCUCGGCAAAGAGGUAGCCAUCAGUAAUACAUUAAGACUAACGCAGUACCUCGGUAUCCCUUACGCGCAACCCCCGGUUGGCAAGUUUCGUUUCACACGACCAGUGACAGAUCCUCUUCCCUCUUGGAACGGCGUGAGAAAUGCAACGCAAUUCGCGCCAUCCUGUCAGCAGUCCUCGGAUCAGCAUAAACUGCACGAGAAGCUCUACAUGCAAUUGCUACCAUCGGACGUGCCGAAUCCAGGAUUCAGCGAGGAUUGUCUCUUCUUGAAUAUCUUCGUCCCAAACGAAGGAAACCGUCAGAGCGAGCCAUGGCCGGUGAUGGUUUGGUUCCACGGUGGCGACUUCAACACCGGAACUCCAGCGAUCUGGGAUGCCUCUAUAUUCGUUAGCAAACAAAAGGUGCUGGUGGUGACGGUGGCGUAUCGAUUAAACAUCCUCGGAUUCUUCACGACGACGGACUCCGAGGCGUCCGGCAAUUACGGCAUGUUCGAUCAGAUCGCCGCCCUUGACUGGAUAAAGCGUAACAUAAACUACUUCAACGGCUCGCCCAGCAAUGUCGUCAUCUACGGCCACAAUUCCGGCGCCAUAAGCGUGGGUCUGCACAUGCUGAGUCCGCUCAGCAGAGGGAUGUUCCACAAGGCGAUCGCCAUGAGCGGGGACGCCGUCGGUUCCGUCGGCACGCUAGAAAGGGAGAAGCCGGUCGUGAACAUCAUAGCCGACAGAUUCGGCUGCGACCGACGACCGACUAGCGCGCUGAUGGAAUGCCUGCGUCGGCAACCAGCCGAACACCUCAUCAAGUUCUCGUCCGACAUCGAGACUUGGGGCCCGAUCGUCGACGCCGAGACGAACAACGAUUCGGAUCCGUUUCUCGCGCAACAUCCGAAGGACAUCUUGGAAAGUGGUAACUUCAAUGCGGUGCCGCUGAUCACCGGUUACACAAAUAACGAGCAAGCUCUUGCGUACAUGGAGACCACUAGCGGCCAGAAGCAAGAGGGCGGAUUAUCUUCGGAGAGCUUCGGGACGAUGAUCACAGACGAAUUCACGGCGGCGGUGCAGACCCCGGACGACAACAGCACCUGCGAGUCGAAGCCCGAGAUGGUGAUAAACGCGGUGCUAUUCUUCUAUAGACCGUAUCCACCCACAACGAACAUGACGGUGUUUCGCGACAGAUACUUGGACCUGCAAACGGAAAAGAGUUUCGCAGCCGGCCUGACGUUGUUGGCGGACAAAGUGGCGAAGCAAAAAGCGCCGGCUUUCGUAUACCGGUUCGACUAUCGUCCCAAAACGCAACAGGUAACGAAGGACGUGCCGGAAUGGGCGGGCGUGCCGCACAUGUUCGAGCUCCCAUUCGUCUGGGGUUUACCGCAUCUGGUGGGCGCCGGCAUCACGAUACAAUGGAACUUCAGCGACAAGAAGACGUCCGACUCGAUGAUGACGAUGAUAGCGACGUUCGCCAAAUCCGGGAAUCCCUCCUUGAACGAGCGGACAUCAUCAAUCAAGUGGGAGUCUUACACGCAGGACAAUCCGAACAUUCUGAUCAUCGACAAGAAUAUCGAGAUGAAGUCAGAUGUAGUGGACUACAGGGCGCUCGCAUUCUGGAACGAGUAUUACCCGCAGGUCGUAAUGGAGGCGACGAACAAUUGCUGCAACAUCACGAGCAUGGCGACGACAUGGAGGACAUUCUCUCGUAGCGUGUACCUCAGCAGCGUGAUGGCUACGGUGGCGUUGCACCGCUUCUGGUUCUAGCUACGGUCACAGCGUGAAAAUAUUAAAUACUGAAUUGUAACAAAAAAAAACGUGUUAUUGCGCUCGCUGUAUAUUUUUAAUAGACCAAUAAUGAAAAAAAGACGAGACGGCGUCGUCGAUUUUGCAAUUUUAUAACAAGAUCUCUUCCCCCACACUCUACUUUUUAGAAGCAAACGCAGUAACAAUCUUGUUAUAUCCUUGUAGAAUACAUAUCUCGCGAAGAUACUUCGCAUUUAUUUGUGUGAAUAGAUUCUGCGUACGUAUUCACGAUAACUGUUUCACAAUUGCUGUACGCAGCGUUAUACUUAAAUUGAGAGUUGUUCUCGCACUCGUAUCCAUUGCGAUAUGGCAGUAAUGUUAAAUUUUCCUACGUUCGCAUUUGACAGCUCAAUUACAUUGCGUAUAUCACAAAGUUAUUUUAUUCCGUUCUUUUUAUCUUACAUGUUACUUGAUGUAGAUUAUACGAAACAAGGAAAAAUUAUCUACAGGCUAAUCAGGCGAACGACAGAACAUGGUUCACAAACGAGACAAAGGGGGCUCGGAAUGAAAUAAAAUGAAAUCCAGGUUGCAUUACAAGAGUAGGAAA